Messenger RNA from Ooceraea biroi (clonal raider ant), 1318 nucleotides. Its product is annotated as odorant receptor 47a. The record is from RefSeq and is a predicted model, not a curated record. Gene Ontology annotation, molecular function: olfactory receptor activity; odorant binding. Gene Ontology annotation, cellular component: plasma membrane. Lineage: Eukaryota; Metazoa; Arthropoda; Insecta; Hymenoptera; Formicidae. Gene Ontology annotation, biological process: sensory perception of smell; detection of chemical stimulus involved in sensory perception of smell.
CGUAUCGGUCUCCAUCGAAUAUGGACUUCAUCGAACAGUACUAUAAACUAAACAGAAUUCUCCUUUUGUGUCUCGGUCUAUGGCCUUAUCAAAAUUCAGCUUUCAAGAAGAUUCAAAUAAUUUUUUAUCAAACAUUAUUCGUAUCUUUCUUAGUAUGUCAGUUUAAUACGUUUCUUGUCAAGAAAUGCAACACCGAUGUCCUUCUGAAAAUUUUUACGUAUAUCGUUUUUGAUUGUAUAUAUAUUGUAAAAUAUAGUGCAUGGCUCCUACUCUCCAAUAAUAUCAAGUAUAUCUUCGAUAGAAUGCGACAUGACUGGAAUAUAUUAAAAGAUCAGACAGAAUGUGAAAUAUUAAGAGAGUAUGCAGAUAACGCAAGAUUACAUACAAUCUUCUUUCUGUUAUUGGCUACUCUUUGCUUUUUGGGACUGUUAACAUUGGGCUGUGUGCCCCGUAUACUCGAUAUAAUCAUGCCACUAAAUGAAUCCCGGCCACGACAGUUACCAAUUAUAGUAGAAUAUUUUAUUGAUGAAGAAACGUACUUCUAUGCUAUUUUGAUACAUAUUGCCACAGCCAUCUAUGCUGGCUCCGUAACGUUAGCGGCUUGUGCAACAAUGCCCAUAUCCUAUAUCCUGCAUGUUUGCGCGAUGUUUAAAAUUGCUAGUUAUCGAAUCAAACACAUAUGUGGCAAAGACGUAUUAAACAUGCCAAAAGAUAUUAAGCAAUAUAUACUAUAUGAGAGAUUAAUUCAUGCAAUAUACGUUCAUCGGCGAGCUAUGGAUCUGUGCAGGAUUUUGACAAAUACUUUUACGAUAUUCUAUUUCGUAUUGUUAGGAUUUGGAAUGCUUUCAAUGAGUCUUAGUUUCUUUCACUUACUUCACGUGAUAAUUUCUCUGAAUGAUCCAGUAGAUCUGUUAAUGUUCCUGUGUAUCGUAUUUAUACAUUUAUAUUACAUAUUUAUGACAAACUAUUUUGGGCAAAAUGUUACUGAUACCAGUAUUAAUGUUUCUGAAACGACAUAUAAUACGCCAUGGUACGCAAUGCCAUUAUGGAUGCAAAAACUCAUAUGCAUCAUGAUACAAAGAAGCAAUAAGAAGACUAGCUUAACAAUUGGGGGCUUAUUUGAAACGUCAUUAGAAGGUUUUGCUACGGUACGAAACACGAUGCUGCGCAAAAAUUGUAUUCUGAUGCGCAUCAUAAAAAAAAUAUUAAUUGCAGCUCAUGAGUAUGUGCACGUCUUACGUUAUGGUGCUACAAUCCACACAAUAGAAACCACAGGAAGGAUUGAGAUGUUUAUAAAACUUGUCUUGUAGAUUUAAAA